Closterium sp. Naga37s-1 is the source of this 1941-nucleotide messenger RNA. The record is from the annotation of a GenBank genome assembly. NCBI's taxonomy places the organism in Eukaryota, Viridiplantae, Streptophyta, Zygnematophyceae, Desmidiales, Closteriaceae.
AUGACAUCGGAAACGGAAACUGUUCCAGAACCCGCUGGCGCGCCGCAGAUGGUGUCGCCUGGUGACGCGUCGGACGCGGAUUGGGUGAUCAACCUCUGUCACUACAUCUCACCAUCCGCCUCCCCUCCCCAUGCCCCUCAUCACUCCCUCUUCCAGAACCCAGACACGGAGCGCCCAGACACGGAGGUGGUGGACGAGCCUCUGUAUGCCCACUUCCUAGCCGUCACCGACACGGAGGUGGUGGACGAGCCUCUCUAUGCCGACUUCCUCACAGUCACUGGUGCUGCCCAGCCGUCCCACACCCGUCUCACUCCCAGAUCGUAUUCUGACACCCCACUACCUCCCCACUCCUCUCAUCCCUCUCCCCGUGACACCCUUCUCUCCCUGCAGCGCCCAGACACGGAGCGCCCAGACACGGAGUUGGUGGACGAGCCUCUGUAUGCCCACUUCCUGACAGUCACCGGUGCUCCGCGGCCGUACAGGCAGCUGGUGCUGGAUAGCAUGGAUUCCAACGGCAAGAGGGUGGUAGAUCAAGUCGUUUUCGGCCCCCGAAGCUCCAAACCUCUUCGUUUUGUUAAGCACAUGGCGAAGCAGUGCAGAGAGGAGCUUCAGGCUUCGCUGCUGUCACGCGGGCGGCAUGUCAUUCUCAUCCGCGACCCCAUGCUGCUCAUCCCAUCCUUCGGUGAGGUCUCCCCCCCUUCUCUCUCCGAGACGGCUCUCCCCCACCUCCUCACCAUCCACUCUGCGCUCUCCCACAUGGGCCGACCCCCGCCUGUGGUGGACGCUACCCAGCUGCAGUCCAACCCCCAGGGCGUUCUCAUGGCUCUCUGCCAAGCGCUAGACAUCCCUUUCUAUCCAGAAAUGCUCUCCUGGCCUGCAGGCAAGCGACCAGAGGACGGGGUGUGGGCUCCCUGGUGGUAUACCACCACGCAUGCCUCCACUGGUUUCGCCCCUCCUGCUCUUUACCCCAAGCCAUUCCCAAUGGAGCACUACUCUCUGCUAGAGGACUGCCGCCCAUUCUACUCCUUGCUCCACUCCAAAGCCCUCGUACCGCUCACCACCGCUGCCGACUCCUCCACCACCGCUCCCACCACCAUCUCCCCCUAUCCCUCUGUCUCUCCUCUCCCCUCGCCCCCUCUCCCUGUGCCGGCCAACAAGCAGCUGCUGGUGUGGGUGGGGGAGGAGGGUCUAGUGCCACAACGAGAUGCCAAGAUUCACGUGCUGGACUCUGCAGUGCAAGGGGGAGACGCUGUGUGGGAGGGUCUGAGAGUGUACGAUGGACGCAUAUUCAAGCUGCAAGAGCAUCUUGACCGUCUCUUCGACUCUGCCAAGGCUAUGGCAUUUGCGAACGUGCCACCACGGGAGCAUGUGGUGCAGGCACUGUUGUCCACCCUUGCUGCCAAUGGCAUGAGGGACAACGCUCAUGUCCGACUCACCCUCACUCGCGGGAAGAAGACUACAUCAGGGAUGAGCCCUCAAUUCAAUCUCUAUGGUUGCACACUAAUCGUCCUGGCGGAGUGGAAACCCCCAGUGUACGACAACACACGGGGCAUCAAGCUUGUUACUGCCUCUACUCGAAGAAACUCACCACAAUGUGUGGAUUCGCACAUCCACCACAACAACCUCAUUAAUAACAUCCUCGCUAAGAUCGAGGGGAACAACGCAGGGGCAGACGAUGCAGUGAUGCUCGACGUGCAUGGAUAUGUCAGCGAAACCAACGCUACCAACAUUUUCAUGGUGAAGAGAGGCUGCAUCUUAACCCCUCACGCCGACAGCUGCUUGCCAGGCAUCACCCGCGCCACGGUUAUUGAGCUGGUGAGACAGGAAGGCAUUCCCAUUCAGGAGUGCAACAUCACCACUGCUCAGCUGCAUGCUGCUGACGAGGAGUGCAACAUCACCACGGCUCAGCUGCAGGCUGCUGACGAGGUGAGGCAUGGGUGA